AUGUCGACCCCGAAAUUCUCAACAAAAUUCCCAACAACCCCACGCCUUGGUCACUAUGAUGUGGUAAUUGUCGGGGGUGCUACCAGUGGCUCGUCUAUUGCCUGGCACUUGCAAACCACAACAGGCUUCCACGGCUCCGUCCUCGUCGUCGAGCGUGACCCGUCAUUGCAGUUCUCUGCAACAAAGGCAAGCAACAACUGUAUGCGGCAGCAGUUUGCUACCAAGAUCAAUGUGGAAAUCGCCCAGUAUGCUGCCGCAUUUGUCAAGCGCUAUGGUUCCAACUUUGGUUAUGAUCCAUGUGUGCCAGACGACCCGAUCCGAAACUUCGGCUAUCUUUACCUCUCCGGUUCCCAGUCAUUCACAAAGGUUCUCCAAAAGGACCAACAGGUCCAGGCGGAUUGUGGUGCAGGGACCGACAUUAUCUCUGCGGAGGAUGUCAAGCGGAAAUAUCCAUUUUUCUACACUGGUGACCUCGAUGCUGGAAGCUUGAACACCAAAGAUGAAGGGGCCUUCAAUGCUAUUGGUAUGGUUGAAUGGAUGCGAAAGUCGGCGCAGGAAAGUGGCGUCGAUUACAUCAACAAUGAAGUCAUUGAGAUGGUUACAGACGGACCCCAAAUUCAGAGUAUCAAGCUACGCAGUGGCGAGAGUAUCUCAGUCAACACCGUCGUCAACGCUGCCGGUACUCGCGCUGCCCAAGUCUCCAGGAUGGCGGGCAUCGGUUUACCAAUUGAGGCUCGACGACGCUAUACUUAUAUCUUCUCGGUCGACGACCCACUUCCUCAAGAUCUUCCUCUGACUAUUGAUCCUACGGGUGUCCAUCUCCGGUCUUACGGACCAAACGAUUAUCUCGUUGGUUGCCCACCAAUUGGUCCUGACGUCGCGGUGGACGUUGAUGAUUUCAGUUUUGCAGAGAAUGCUUGGGACGAGAAGAUCUUGCCAAUCAUUACUCGCCGAAUUCCUCAGUUCAAUACCGCACGGGUUACUGAUUCCUGGAUGGGCCAUUACGAGUUCAACACGUUCGACCACAAUGCCAUCGUUGGAGCACACGAUACUAUGAAAAACCUUUACUUUUGUGUCGGCUUUUCUGGGCAUGGAAGUCAACAGGCACCGGCUUGUGGUCGCGCUGUGGCAGAGUUGAUUGUGUACGGUGCGUUCAAAACCCUGGAUCUCAGCGUUCUUUCGUAUUCGCGGAUUCCGGAGAAUCGUCCUUUAACGGAGCGAGCGGUGAUUUAA
Penicillium samsonianum is the source of this 1233-nucleotide messenger RNA. Its product is annotated as NAD(P)/FAD-dependent oxidoreductase. Bases 1 to 1233 code for a protein of 410 amino acids. Gene Ontology annotation, molecular function: oxidoreductase activity. Gene Ontology annotation, cellular component: cytoplasm. Lineage: Eukaryota; Fungi; Ascomycota; Eurotiomycetes; Eurotiales; Aspergillaceae. The transcript has a single exon. The record is from RefSeq and is a predicted model, not a curated record.